This is a messenger RNA of Ilex paraguariensis (yerba mate), 880 nucleotides long. The record is from the annotation of a GenBank genome assembly. NCBI's taxonomy places the organism in Eukaryota, Viridiplantae, Streptophyta, Magnoliopsida, Aquifoliales, Aquifoliaceae.
GUUCAGACUUGGUGGAGGUUCGAAAUUUGCUGGGAGAGCAUGCGAAAAUAUCCUUCUCAUGUCAAAGGUUGAAAAUCAGGAAGGAGUGGCAAAUUUUGAUGAAAUUCUUUCCAACUCUGAUGCCUUUAUGGUGGCACGGGGUGACCUGGGAAUGGAGAUUCCAAUUGAAAAGAUAUUUUUGGCGCAGAAAGUGAUGGUUUACAAGUGCAACAUCCAAGGCAAGCCAGUUGUUACAGCAACACAGAUGUUGGAGUCCAUGAUCAAAUCUCCAAGGCCAACUCGAGCAGAAGCUACAGAUGUUGCAAAUGCUGUUCUCGAUGGUACUGAUUGUGUAAUGCUUAGUGGCGAAACAGCUGCUGGAGCCUAUCCCGAACUCGCUGUUCGAACCAUGGCCAAAAUUUGUGUGGAAGCAGAAAGUACAAUUGAUUAUGGAGAUGUCUUUAAAAGAAUCAUGACCAAUGCACCAGUGCCAAUGAGCCCACUGGAGAGUCUGGCCUCUUCUGCUGUUCGAACCGCAAACUCCGCAAAAGCAGCACUUAUAUUGGUCUUAACCAGAGGAGGAAGUACUGCAAAACUGGUGGCUAAGUACAGGCCAGGCAUGCCAAUACUAUCUGUGGUUGUCCCUGAGAUCGAAACUGAUUCGUUUGAUUGGUCAUGUAGUGAUGAAUCUCCAGCACGACAUAGCCUUAUUUUUAGGGGGUUGGUACCAGUUUUGUGUGCAGGAUCUGCAAGGGCUUCUGGUGAGGAGUCAACAGAAGAAGCACUGGAGUUUGCUUUACAACAUGCAAAAGCAAAGAGCCUCUGCGAGAAAGGAGACUCUGUCGUGGCCCUACACCGUGUUGGAACAGCAUCCGUAAUCAAGAUUGUGACCGUGAAGUGA